GUUGAGCGAUCAAACGUGGGUUAGGUGAAAAUAACAGCUCCUGUCACAAUGUAGUAUAUAAUAAUGUUGUUGUGAUAUUACAAUAGUGAAGGUAUACCAAUCUACGUAUAGAUUUCAACAUCCGUGUGCUCCACCACGGAAUACAUGGAUGUUGCGAACGGACAAAAGCCCCUCAGUGGGCAACCUUCUGCCACUGGUUGUUCAGCAAUGGAUAAAGGAAAAGAGUGGCAGAUGGAAUUACUUAUGGAAAAAUUACGUUCCAAGGCUUCCACAUUCAAGUCCUUGGUUGAAACUGCCAAAAAUUUACGUAUGGCUAUGCUGGAUAAAAGGUUUGCAAUUGAUAGUGCAGAGAAAAGUCAGUUACAAAAAUGUUUGGAUACUUUGCAACAUUCCAUAAAAGUGACCUCCUUGCAAUCUAUGGUGGAACGCUUGGAGAGUUUAACCAGACAGUUGGGAUUAAAGUUUAUGAUGUCUGGUCCACAAGGUACAGAGUUGUUUAUUUCCUCAGAUAUGUUCUUUUUGGAGGUUCUUUUGGAGCCAACAGGUGUAGUUAAAGAUGUUAAAAUUCAUCAUGAAGGAAAGAAUGAGCAGCAGAGCUGUGAUGUAUUGGUGUCUUGUUUGUCUCGAGGAGACUUCCUUGAUUUUACAGUACAAUUAGAAGGUUUAGCUUCAAUAUAUCAAUUAAAUGCUGAUAAGAAGGUAAAAUGUAAAGCAUUCAGUGCUUUACAGUCGCUGGAGGCAGAUCUGGGUAUCUUAGCUCAAUUGCAGACAUUUAUAAAAGAACCAUUUAAUCUUGUCCAUAAAAGCCCAGUAGGAAUCCUUGAGCGAAGAAGAGGUGGUCACGCGAUGAAGUUGACAUACUUUGUUUCUCCUUAUGAUUUAAUAGAUCAGGAGAAUCGUACCUGUGAUGCAUUGAAUUCAGAAAUAGUUAUAAAACGGAAGAUUGGCCAUUCCGUUACAGUUUGUAUGGAAGGUUCGACUGCUCACAAGUUGCCUACAUCUAGUAUCAUAACUGUAAAUAGAAGUCCUACAGGAAAAAAUACCCCAUCUUAUGCUCCGUUAACUGGUACAAAUUCGUCGGUAUUACCUGCUUGUUUCGUAUUGAAACUGGCUAAGAAAAUGCCGAUGUGCAUGGAACUAGUACGUAGAAUUCAGAAAGUGACGGAACUAGAAUGCGGAGAUAUAUCUGCUCCCCAUCCGUUACUUAGUUUGAUUAUACAACAUACAAGCGAAGGACAACUCGAUUGUCGGAACAAUAGAGGACUUUACAUUACUUUACCGGAUCAACAACAUUGUUACUUCAUGACAGAAAAUAGAAAUAUGGAGGGUGUGUUAGUCUGUAGUAUUCCUUUCACUCACCCGGCGCACGUUCCACAAAUCUUGGUAUACUUACGUCAGCAAGCGCUGUUUAAUAGUUUAAUCGCUAGUUGCGUUAGAUCUAUGGCUCGGCAAGAUCCAGAGCACGCGACCAUAUUCGAAGUGAGCGCUUUAUCGUGGCAACACAUAUCGGUAAGUUUGGAGCAUCCUUUCGAGGAGACAAUGGCAACAGCGGAGUUGGACUUGACGGAUAUUUCCGCGCUGAAGUGCAAAUUAUACGGCAUAAGUAUAACAAACACGGAACAGACGUCAGAUUUGACCGGAAAAGUGUUACAGAAGUGUUUAAGUAUACCACUGACAAUGAGAAUUCUCAUGAAGUCGUGGGAGAGUCGCGAUUCUUUAAGCACGAUGAACAAUCUAAAUAGCGGAAACGGAAAUUAUAAUGUGAAUCUCGGUUCCGGCAAAGAUCAGAACAGUCAGAACGGUUCCGGAAUGCCUGAUUUCACUAAUGGAGAAACGAAAAUCAAGCAGGAACCCGGCUUAAAUAACGGAAAUGGAACCAUGGGCAGGCAACAGUCGUCGCAACAGCAACAACAGCAGCAGCAACAACAACAACAACAACAACAACAACAGCAGCAGUCUUUUUUAGAUGCCGGAACGGAGAAUAGUAUCGGUUUUCCGUCAUAUUCCGGCCAAUCCGAUACCACAACUACUGCGAUGCUGAAUCCAUUACAAUUGGGAGCGUUACUUGGACAGGCAAAAAACUCUAUGUCUAAUCCGAUGAACGAACGCACGAAAAAGGCGCGUAAGAGAAAAACCGCGGACGGUAUCUGGCGGAGUCCUAAGAGAAAAGGAGACGAGAGUGCAGAAAUAUUAUUGGAGAGUUCCAGUUCUGACUCAACGCCUCUUGGUACACCGACUGGUGGUAGAGAAAAUUUAAACGAGACCAGAACGUCCACGCCAACGUCAGCUACGAGUUUAACCAGCGGUUUGGAUUUUUCCAAUUUGGAUCCAACGGAUAUUUUGGGAACAGACAAAAGCUCCGACUAUGAUAUCGACAACGAGAGCGAGAUAACGGAGGUUCACGAUUUGCAAGACGUCGAAGAGUUGAUCAAACGUGAUCGCAAGUCGAGGAAGAGAGAGGAGAAAAAGAGCCCGAUUAUAUUCGAAGAGAACAAAAGUCUGGUGCCGCCAUCAGUAAGUAUAACGCCAAUUUCAAGCAGUAGUUUGGGUCAGACGACGAACUAUAACUCUGUACUUACGGGGAUGGGUUUGGAAAGGAGGCCAGGUAUUGAAAUAAUACCGAUCGCAUCGUCGCCGCAAACCACUCUACCGAGUUCUAUUACUAUAACUCCGAUAGCUGGACCAACACAGUCGAAAAGUCUGACGGACGAACGUAGAGAACGAAAAAGUUCGAAGGGGAAGUCGACCGAAGACAAGGGAAAGCUGGAAAAGAGGCGUAAGCGCAAGAGAGAAGACAGUCCUAUGGGACCGCCACCGGACAAGAUACCAUCUAAACAGGACCCAUUGUCGAAACCCGUUUCUGUGAGCAUCAAACCAACGGAGUCGCCGCCAAAUUUAAGCUCACGACCGUCUUCACCCGCGACAACGUUACGAAAAUUUAGUCCGUCUCCGACGCAUACCAGCCCUCUCGCUCUCGUAGGUAAGUCCAGUCCUACAUUGAAACAAUCGACAAACAAGGCGGUGCAAAGUCCAAAGCACUCUCCGGUCUAUAGCAGUAGUCCAAAACACACACCGGUACCAGCGAGCGUGAGCCCGAAACACGGCACAUCGUCACCGAAGCACGGCAAUUCGGCGAGCACUGGAAAACCGAGUAUGUCCGCGCUGAAAUCUGCGGCGAAUUCACCAUCGAGUAAAACCACCGAUUCUGGACAAUCGAAAAUAAAGUCUUCCUCCUCGUCGUCGAGCAAAGACUCCAACCGAGAGAAGGAGAGAAAAACGUCGUCGUUAGCCUUCGGUGGAUCGAGCGGCCAUCAAAGCCCGAAAACCAAGUCCUCCAGCGGUAAGUUAAAACAACUGGAAUUAAUUCCUAGCGGGGAAACGCAGUCGACGUUGCCGAGCAGCGGCGGUAGUACGCCGCCAUCCGGGAGUUCGGAGCUCGGUAAAUCGGCGAUCGCUCAACAACAAGCGAGGAACAGAAAGAGCUCGUUGAGUGCUGUUAUCGAUAUGCUGAAGAACGCUCAGCACUGUACGGACGACGGUGGCAACGGUGGAACGAAGUCGACGACCGGCGGAAGUAGUAAUUCGAGCGGUCAGAAGGAGAGAAGUGUCGGAAGUUCAUCGAAUAAGACCGCGGAGGGGAAGUGUAUUAGCAAAAAUUCAUCUAUGGAUACGAAAAAUCCUGCGGAAUAUAUGGUAAAGCAUAGUUCCGACGGCAUGAAGAUAACGAUCAAUAAAACUCGCACAAAAGACUCCAAGUCCGGCACGAAUCUCAAACUGUCUUCGUCCUCGGCGUCCGUUGCCACUGGAACGUCUUCGGGCUCGUCGACAUCCUCGACGUCGAUAUCAGGUAACGGUUCGCCGAAAACGCACACCGGCUUGAAGCCGGGGGUAAGUUCCGGUCCCGCGUCAAAGAAACCUCCGUCUCAAACGUCCCCAAAGUUGUCCGGAUCCUCGUCUUCCGGUUCUGGCAGCGGUAGUGGGAACAAAGCAACUCUGUCAGGACAAAAGAUGUCUGCUUUGAAGUCUAUCUCAGGAUCGAAUUCCGGAAGUGGUAACGGUGCCGGCGGGAUUAGCGUUGGCGGUAGCGGUAGCAGCGGACUGCUCUCCAAAAGCGUUAUGUCCUCGAAGUCGUCCUCCAGUUCUCCAAAGAUAACUAGCUCCGGUGUAACGGAUCUCAGUCGGAACCGUGAUAAGUCGCGCUUAUCGAAAUCCGGCGAUAAAAGUUUAUUCCCGUCGAAGGGUAUCGGCGACACUAGAAAAUCGAGCCCUUCGGGGCUGCGAGAGGAGAGCGAGAGCGAGAGAGCGUUCAAGCUGUUGGCUGCUCACGCCUCGAUGUCCAAUCUGUCGAAUUUGCCCAAUCUACCGCCGCAAUUGGUCGUCGAAGGUCUGAUGAAGCAGUUGGACACUAAAUUUCAAAUACCAAAAUUAUCCGCCAGAGCGAAUGCUGAUUCUAGCGAUAAGAAGUCCGAGAAGCUGUCCAUGCUUCCGGACAGUGCGAAAACAUUGGACAAUCUCGCGGCGAAGCAGACGACGGAGCAGGGAAAAUUGCAAACGUUAUCGAACACGUCGACCACGGCUUCCAAGACAACGUCGGAGGAUCAGUCGAGCCAGGGUAGACGGGAACAUGUACAAACGAAGCCAGACAAUCUAUCUAUGACAAGCGCAGCCUCGGUAAUAAACCUCGGUACGGACAGUACCAACAAUCUUCUGCUUCCCGCUUUAUCAAGUAGCAGCUCGCAUGAUCUAGACAUACCAACCAAUCUCUCGAUGCAGUCAACCGAGAAUGAGCCCCGCGACAAAGAGCCCUCGAUGAGUAGGAGUAACACGCAAUUUCUGAGUAGCAACAUAAACUCCACAGCCGCUGGCAAAGACGAUACCAGUGGCAGUGGUCCUGUAAUGGCCGUUCUACCGAAAGUAUCUGACUCUCAGGCUACCAGUAAACCCGUGUACCCUACAAUGAUGACGACAGGCACUCUAACCAGCGGGAACGGGACGAGCAACUCGAGCUCCGGCAACGGAGGCGCGGAGAGCUUGAACCUGAGCAUCAAACCGGUGGACGCCACGAUGACAAAGUACAAAUCCGACGAGAAGAAGCAGCAGCAGCAGCAACAACAGCAGCAACAGCCGCAACAACAACAGCAACAAUCUCAACCGUCGCAACAGCAGCAACAGCAAUCGCAACAACAGGCGUCGCAGCCACAGCAACAGCAGCAACAACCACCGCAAGUCCCGUCUACCGGUGGAUCUUCGAGCGCCUCCUCGUUGGGAACGACGGUGUCCUCGGAGGGUUCGUCGUGCACGAUGAAGGUAGCUGGCACGGAGUUACCUUCGACGACGUCACAGGAGGCCGCCGAGAUGCUGCUGGACUUUUCCACGCCGAAAGACGUGGCUAAGAGCCUGAAUUUCACCAGCAUUCCCGAGAGGGCGAUGACACAGGCGGCCUCUGUGCGCAGGAACACACCACCACCUCCUCCGCCUGCCUUCCCAGCGAGUCCUUCCGUCAGUGUGCACAUUGUCAAAAGUCCUGCGCCCUCGCCGAGGGUUAUCCCGCCCUCGCCUCACUCCGCCUCGCCGUGCAUCACCGACGACGAGCUGAUGGACGAGGCGCUGGUGGGAAUGGGCAAAUGA
Molecule: messenger RNA, 5628 nt
Organism: Habropoda laboriosa
Lineage: Eukaryota; Metazoa; Arthropoda; Insecta; Hymenoptera; Apidae
Gene: MED1
Product: mediator of RNA polymerase II transcription subunit 1-like
Exons: 8
Coding region: 145-5628 (1827 amino acids)
Biological process (GO): regulation of transcription by RNA polymerase II
Cellular component (GO): mediator complex
Molecular function (GO): transcription coregulator activity
Source: RefSeq, a predicted model, not a curated record